Cucurbita pepo subsp. pepo (vegetable marrow) is the source of this 1754-nucleotide messenger RNA. Its product is annotated as 3-ketoacyl CoA thiolase 1, peroxisomal. Gene Ontology annotation, molecular function: acetyl-CoA C-acyltransferase activity. The record is from RefSeq and is a predicted model, not a curated record. Gene Ontology annotation, biological process: fatty acid beta-oxidation; phenylacetate catabolic process. Gene Ontology annotation, cellular component: peroxisome. Lineage: Eukaryota; Viridiplantae; Streptophyta; Magnoliopsida; Cucurbitales; Cucurbitaceae.
CCCCCAUUGAUGGCUGUGGUGAUCCCAGGCCAAAUUUCCACGAUUUUCACGUACUCUUCAUCGAAACUUGUGCGUAUGUUUCCCGGAGAAAUUACGUGUCAAGUGGAGCACGAUUUCAGUUGCUAUUUCCAUUCAAUUUCUUCCUCUUCUAUAUAUUUACCAGAUUUGAUUUCAGAAUCGAAUCGAUUGACGUUGCCAUUGUAGAGCGGGGGAGAGAAAAAUGGAGAAGGCACUUAACAGGCAGCGGGUUCUUCUUCAACAUUUGCAGCCCAGCUCUUCUUCUUCUGGAUCUGCAUCGCUUUCUGCUUCGGUUUGUGCUGCUGGAGAAAGCGCUUCACAUUCAUACCAUAGGACUGGUGCGUUUGGGGAUGAUAUUGUCAUUGUAGCAGCAUGUCGUACAGCGAUUUGCAGAGCAAAGAAAGGGGGUUUCAAGGAUACUCCUGCAGAGGAUCUUCUUGCAUCUGUUCUAAAGGCUGUGAUCGAGAAAACAGAACUGAAUCCGAGUGAAGUUGGUGAUAUAGUAGUUGGCACUGUUUUGGCUCCUGGCUCUAUAAGAGCUUCUGAAUGCAGGAUGGCUGCUUUCUAUGCUGGCUUCCCUGACACGGUAAGCAUAAGAACGGUCAACCGACAGUGCUCGUCCAGCCUUCAAGCUGUUGCUGAUGUUGCUGCUGCCAUUAAAGUUGGAUAUUAUGAUAUUGGCAUUGGUGCUGGGUUGGAGUGCAUGUCUAUUAAUGACAUUGAAUUUCCUGUUAGCGAUAACCCCAAAGCAAAUGUCUUUAGACAAGCUCGAGAUUGUAUGCUUCCAAUGGGCAUCACUUCUGAAAAUGUUGCCCAACAAUACGGUGUGAGUAGGGAAGAGCAAGACCAGGCUGCUGUUGAAUCGCAUAGGCGUGCUGCUGCAGCAAGUGCAUCUGGUAAAUUCAAAGACGAGAUCAUCCCUGUCUCCACUAAGAUCGUCGACCCAAAAUCUGGUGUUGCAAAGCCCGUGGUUGUAUCUGUGGAUGAUGGCAUACGGCCGAGCACAAACAUGGAAAUUUUGGGAAAGUUGAAGCCAGCAUUCAAGAAAGAUGGCUGCACAACAGCAGGGAACUCUAGUCAAGUUAGUGACGGUGCUGCUGCAGUCCUCCUCAUGAAAAGAAGCUUAGCUAUCCAGAAGGGACUUCCUAUUCUUGGUGUCUUUAGGAGUUUUUCAGUAGUUGGUGUUGAUCCAGCAGUGAUGGGAAUUGGACCAGCUGUUGCAAUUCCUGCAGCUGUUAAAUCUGCUGGUCUUACUCUCCAAGAUAUUGACCUUUUUGAAAUUAAUGAGGCAUUUGCAUCUCAGUAUGUGUAUUGCUGUAAGGAACUAAAGCUUGAUACUCAAAAGGUGAAUGUCAAUGGCGGUGCAAUUGCUCUGGGCCACCCUUUGGGCGCAACUGGUGCUCGUUGUGUAGCGACACUCUUGAGUGAAAUGAAGCGUCGUGGAAGGGACAGUCGAUUUGGGGUCAUCUCCAUGUGCAUAGGCUCGGGAAUGGGGGCUGCAGCUGUACUAGAAAGAGGCGACUCUGUUGAUGAGCUUGGCAACGCAAGGCCAACCUCCCACUAAACUUUAAAAUCACAUUCUCAUCUUCAACCAUCCCAUGUAGAAGUAAUUUAAGUAUUUUUCGGUUGUGUCAUAAACUGGUAUUUCCCUUAAUGUUCUAGUUUUUAUCAACUUUUUGCACUCUAAAAAGAGUGUAAUUUGGUUUGGUUUGCUUCAAUUCCCCCUUUAUCGAUCA